AUCAUUCCACCAAUGGCUGAGUCCCAUCCGCAUGGCUUACAGAUCUACUGUGGGAAGUCUAACGUUGCUGAAUGCCUCCCUACUAUCUCAGCAUCCUUCCCAGGGAAAAAAGCAGAAGCCAAACAAGAAAAAGUUUCCUCCGACGGGAAAGAGGAGUCGCCAUGGAUGAAAAGGAGCAAGUUAGUGCGGAUAAACCGUCGAAAACUUAAAGAAUGAUAACAUAACUCAGGGUUUGUGUAGUUAUUUAUCUGAAAAAGUCCCCAAAGUGAGGGGAAAGUUUGCAGAUAUGGCGCGGGACAGCGAGGAGGACCCCAAAGCUGCAAAAAGGCAAAGAAAGAGGAAACAAAAGGAGAAUAAAACCAGGACUGUGCACGCUAAUAUACUGUACGACCACGCCAAAGGGGAGGAAAACCCCAACAGACACUAUUCAAAUAACAAGAUAAAGACCACCAAGUACACCGUGCUGUCCUUCCUGCCCAAAAACCUCUUCGAGCAGUUCCACAGGUUCGCUAAUGUUUACUUUGUCUUCAUCGCUCUGCUCAACUUCGUCCCGGUGGUGAACGCGUUUCAGCCCGAGCUGGCUCUGGCCCCGGUGGUCUUCAUCCUGUCGGUCACCGCCAUCAAGGACCUGUGGGAGGACUACCGGAGACACCGGUCCGACACCGAGAUCAACCACAUGGACUGCCUGGUGUACUGCAGAGUGGAGAGGCGUUACGUGGAGAGGUUCUGGAAGGAGGUGAGGGUGGGAGACUUCAUCCGGCUGCGCUGUAACGAGAUCCUCCCCGCCGAUGUCCUACUGCUCAGCUCCAGCGACCCGGACCGCCUCUGUCACAUCGAGACGGCCACGCUGGACGGAGAGACCAACCUGAAGCAGAGGCAGGUGGUGCGCAGCUUCCUGGACCUGGAUUGUGAUUUCGACCCCCUGAAGUACAACGGCAUCAUUGAAUGUGAAAAACCAAACAACGACCUGAACAGAUUCAGAGGCUACAUAGUCCAUCGCAGUGGCCGGAGAGAUGCACUUUACAAAGAGAACCUGCUGCUGAGAGGCUGCACCAUCAGAAACACAGAGGAGGCCGUGGGGAUCAUUAUUUACGCAGGUCACGAAACCAAAGCCAUGCUUAACAACAACGGGCCGCGAUACAAACGCAGCAAACUGGAGCGUCAGAUGAACGUGCACGUGUUCUGGUGCGUCAUCAUCCUGCUGGUCAUGUGCCUGUUCACUGCGAUCGGUCACGGGCUUUGGAUGUUUCAGUACGGAGAUAAGAGGCCGGUGUUUGACGUGCUCAGCCCAGAGGGGACGGAUUUAUCACCCGUCAUGACGGCCGUUUAUCUCUUCCUCACCAUGAUCAUCGUCUUCCAGGUGCUGAUCCCCAUCUCUCUGUUCGUGUCGAUUGAGAUCGUGAAGAUCUGCCAGGUGUUCUUCAUCCAUCAGGACCUGGACCUGUACGACGAGGAGACAGACUCCCAUCUGCAGUGCCGAGCGCUGAACAUCACCGAAGACCUCGGACAGAUGCAGUACAUCUUCUCCGACAAGACCGGCACGCUGACGGAGAACAAGAUGGUGUUCAGGCGCUGCACCGUCGCUGGGGUGGAGUACUCCCAUGAUGCAAAUGCCAAAAGACUUGCCAUGUACCAGGAGAUGGACUCUGAGGAAGAGGAGUGCCCGUCUCGCGGCGGGACCCUCCCCCGGCGGGACAGUGUGGGCAGCCAUCAGAGCGCCAAGGUGGUCCUGCGCUCACAAAGCACCAAAUCCCACCGCAGGACCGGCAGCCGGGCCGAGGCCAAGAGGGCGAGCAUCCUGUCCAAACACACCGCCUUCAGCAGCCCCAUGGAGAAGGACAUCACACCGGACCCUCAGCUGCUGGACAAAGUGAACGAGUGCGGCAGUCAGAUGGACUUCAUGCGGUUCCACAAACAGCCGAUGUCACAGCUGCCCUCCGACCUCGCAGACGUCCUCGACUUCUUCAUCGCUCUCACCAUCUGCAACACGGUGGUGGUGUCCUCCCCCAAUCAGCCCCGGCAGAAGGUGCGGAUGAGGUUCGAGCUGAAGUCUCCGGUGAAGACCAUCGAGGAUUUCAUAAAGCGCUUCACCCCGAGCCGCCUGACCUCGGGCUCCAACAGCAGCAGCUCCUCCAGCCUGGUCACCAACCGCUCCUCCACCCGCGGCUGCUCCAGCCUUUUGUCCUCUCCGUCCGCCGAGAGCACCCUCACCAAACUGGACGAGGAGCAGAGCAUGCAGCACGCCUUCAGCCCCGUGCCGCCGCAGUACGAUGGGAAGGCGUGUAGCGCGGCGGAGGGCGAGCUGCGGUACGAGGCGGAGUCUCCGGACGAGGCGGCGCUGGUUUACGCCGCCCGCGCCUACAAGUGCUCCCUGGUGGGGCGCCUCCCCGACCGGGUGACCGUGGAGCUGCCUCACCUGGGGAAACUGAGCUUCGAGCUGCUGCACACGCUGGGCUUCGACUCCAACAGGAAGCGCAUGUCGGUGGUGGUCCGACACCCGCUGACGGAUCAGAUCACCGUCUAUACGAAAGGAGCAGACUCCGCCAUCAUGGACCUCAUCAGACCCCCCGACACAGCGAACUCCAAAGGGAAACGGCAGAAAAAGAUUUUCAGCCGAACCCAGUACUUCCUGAACCUGUACGCUGCCGACGGCCUGAGGACGCUGUGCAUCGCUAAGAAGGUCAUGAGUAAGGAGCAGUAUGCGUGCUGGCUGCAGCGCCACCUGGAGGCGGAGACAGCGAUCCAGGGUCGAGAGGAGCUGCUGUUUGAGUCGGCGCUGCGUCUGGAGACCAACCUGCAGCUGCUGGGAGCGACGGGCAUCGAGGACCGGCUGCAGGACGGCGUCGCUGAAACCAUCGCGUCGCUGCGGCAGGCGGGUCUUCAGAUCUGGGUUCUGACAGGAGACAAACAAGAAACUGCCGUAAACAUCGCCUACGCCUGCAAACUGCUCGACCCCGAGGAGGAGAUCCUGACGCUCAACGCCGACUCUCAGGAGGCGUGUGCUCUGCUGCUGGACGAGAGUCUUCACUACAUCCAGGCCAAAUUCCUCUGCAGCUCCUCGGAUCACACCACCACCAAAUCUUUCCACAGCAACGUCUCCCCCUUUGGGAUCUUCACCCCCCCUCCUCCGUCCUGCCCACCCGCCCCCCCCACGGUGCACCAGAUCGGCCUGGUGAUCGACGGCCGCACGCUGGCCUACGCUCUGGAUCAGAGUCUGGAGGAGAAGUUCCUGGCCGUGGCUCAGAGCUGCCGCGCGGUGCUCUGCUGCCGCUCCACGCCGCUGCAGAAGAGCAUGGUGGUCAAACUGGUGCGCAACAAACUGAAGGUCAUGACCCUCGCCAUCGGUGACGGGGCGAACGACGUCAGCAUGAUCCAGGUGGCGGAUGUGGGCGUCGGCAUCUCGGGACAGGAGGGCAUGCAGGCGGUGAUGGCGAGUGACUUUGCUCUUCCUCGGUUCCGGUACCUGCAGAAGCUGCUGCUGGUUCACGGACACUGGUGCUACUCCCGCCUCGCCAACAUGAUUCUCUACUUCUUCUACAAGAACGCUAUGUUCGUGGCGCUGAUCUUCUGGUAUCAGUUCUACUGCGGGUUCUCCGGGUCGGCCAUGGUCGAUCAGUGGUACCUGAUCUUCUUCAACCUCAUGUUCUCCGCCUUCCCUCAGCUCAUCACCGGCACGCUGGACAAAGACGUGUCUGCAGAGACUCUGCAACAACUACCUCAGCUAUACGUCAACGGGCAAAACUCUGAGGAAUACAAGCCAUAUAUGUUCUGGAUGAAUAUGAUCGAUGCCUUCUAUCAGAGUCUGGUCUGCUUCUUCAUCCCCUACUUUGCCUACGCUGACUCUGAUGUGGAUUUGUUUACGUGGGGAACUCCCAUCACCUCCCUGGCUUUAUUCACCAUACUGGUGCACCUGGGCAUAGAGACCAAAACCUGGACGUGGAUGAACUGGCUGUGCAUCUGCUUCAGCAUCUCGUUGUUCUUCACCGUGGCGCUGUGCUACAACGCCUCCUGCCCCACCUGCUACUCCCCCUCCAACCCGUACUGGAGCAUGCAGCGCCUCCUGCAGGACCCCCUGUUCUACCUGCUGUGUGUGAUCACACCUGCAGCCGCUCUACUGCCCAGAUAUUUCUACAGGGCGUGUCAGGGCACGCUGUUCCCCAGCCCGGUGCAGGUCGGCAGGCAGUUGGAUACACUCCCCUACGAAACCCGGAGAAACAUCCUGAGCCUCAGCGGGGUCAAGGCGGGGUCGCCGCUCGGCCCUAAGCCUCACUUCCUGUCACUCGGCAAGACUUCCUUUAGCAAUAAAAAGCAGCAGCACACAGACAGUGAGAAGGAGCUCCCCUCUGCAGAUAAAGACACUCUGCCUUAUACCAAAGACGCUGCUCCUCCUGCUUCCAAAGACUGCCUGGAUCAGACUUUAGAUGCUUCCUCCUGGAUCACCUCCACGCCGCUGCUCUCCCCGUCAGACGGCAUUCAGUUUCCCCCCGACGGAGACUCGUUCUCCGUCAAAUACUCGAGAAACUCGGAGGAGAGACUGAAGUCCGAUCAAACCUCCUGAUGUCUUAAAGAUGAUGCUCAGACUCCAAUUUGCACGCUAGUUUUUAUAUAAAAAUCUAAUUUUAUUGAGAUUCUUUUAUAAGAGAGACACAUAGGUACUUUAUAUUUUGGAAGUUUUUUAUAAUGGAAGAACUGGAAUACUUCCUGUUGGUAAAUUUGUAUGCAUCUCAGUAGUUGUUUUAUUCCACAGCUGCCUUUUUUAAGGAGUUUAUUUUCCUUUAAUCAGUGUUUUUAUACUCCUGAGAAGAGCGACUUUAUGUUUUUCUACAUAAACAUUUCGCAGUACAGAUUCUCAAAGAGUUUUAUCUUUACAUAAAUCAGCAGAUCGGUGUCGUGGCUCCGUGCGCGUUGCAGUCUUUUUGCUGGAUUUGCGAACAUUUGUUUGCUAAUUGUUUUAAGACUGUUUAUCGAAUUUACAGCUGAUCUGUCCUGCAGUACAUUCCACUGAAGAAUUAUGAGAACUUUAUUCAUCAUGCAUUAUAAGUACACCAAAAAAGCUAUUAUACAGCAACAAUCUACCAGUAAUUAUGCUCAUUCUGACUCAUUAAACCUGUUAUAGCAGUGGCACAUUAAAGGAAUAGUUUGACAUUUUAGUAAAUACAUAUAUUUACUUUUUUUUACAGUUGAGCUGCAACAAUUAGUCGAUUUUAAAUAUCUCUACAUUUACAUCUCCUUGGACUUUGAGAAACUGGGAUGGACAUUUUUCAAUAUUUUCUCAAAUUUUACCAUUAAUCUAGAGUCAUUGGAGGAUUAAAGAACAUUCAAGCUGUUUGUCGCAGCCCUAAGAAAGAGUUACAUGGGAGAAUUUACGUAUUUGUUAUCGUGUAUUUUUAUAUAGACUGAAUGCAUCCGGCCCCGAAAUACUCCAGCAUACCCCCCCCCCCCCCCCCCCCCCCAAAAUGUAUUUUAAAUAAGAGUUUUAAAAGAAGAGUAAACUAACAAUAAAACAAGUUGAUUAUGAAGGUCUUGAUGUAAUGGCACUCAGAUUGUUAACAACCUUUUACAGAGCCAUGCUAGCAGUUUCCAGUCUCUAAGCUAAGCUAACCGUCUCCUAGCUGUAGAUUUAUUUUAUCUGGCCCACCAUAAAAAAUAUGUAUGUCGGUUUUUAUUCAAACCAAAGAUAAGACAUUGAUUUUAUGUAACACUACUCCGAUAAUUUAUUACCAAUGGAGAGAGCCAGGCCAGCAGUUUCCCUUCAUUUCUAGUCUCUAUGCUAAGCUAGGCUAACCGUUUUACAGGGCAAUUUACAGUCUCUAUGCUAAGCUAACCUUCCCCCUAGCUGUAGCUCCAUAUUUAGCACACAUAGGUGUCAAUCUUCUCAUCUAACUUUCAGUAAUAUAACAUGAUGUCAAACUAUCCCUUUAAGCACUGUAAUCAUGUUUCAUAAAUGUGAUUUUACUUUACUGUCAUUUUCAAACCGUUUAGUUUAUUUAAGUUGAAUCUGUUUCUCAGCUGGAAACCAAAAACCUCUGUGAUGUAACACGGUCUUUCCCACAUGUAAAAAGAUGUGGCUUUAAGAUACAAAAUGUGCACUUUGAAAGGCUUACUUUAGAGUUUUGCUGCUGCAGGUUGCAUGCUCCGUUCUGUUGGUUCGUUUUAUUUCUUUCACUCUUCUGGGAGUUAUGAUGCACAAACCUAAAAAAUGUAAGUUUGUUUAAUAGCAUUCAAAGCAGCAGCACCUUUAAUAUGUUAUGAUUGUUUAAAUGACAUUGCAGUAACCAAAGAUCAUUUAUAUUCCUGUAUUAACAGAGCAAUAGUUUGUGCCUUAACACUGGAAAAGAGAUUACAGGUCUGAGCGUUUGAAGCUGUGUGCAGAGGUGACGACGGAGCGUGUUGUGUAGGUGCAGAGGAUUUUUAUGAUGAACACACGAUGUGGUUCCUCCCAUCGUCUGUUCUCUGGCAUGUUGUUAAUUCUGCCCGCCGAUCUGUUUUAAAGCUUCGGUCUGUUCUGGUUUUGUUUUGUUGGCGUCGCACUUCAUGUGACAGGAUGGAGCUCGAGGGCUAUCUCUGCUGAAUAUUAAACACUUUCACAAAAAGUUCCACAUUAUCAUAUCUGAGCUCCAUUUGUUGGGUUUCAUUUGCAUUCCUAAUUGAGUUUAAAGAGGCCCUGUUAUUCUUAUGUUCAGGUUGUUAUACAUUGUUGGCUCUACUGUCUCCAUGGUUUAAACACCUUUUCUUGUUUUUCCAAAUAGUUUAUUUGACGUUGAAUACAGUUUUUAUUUGACCAGUUCUUUGUCCUUCGAAUUAUUGGAGAUUACUUUUACUCGUGAACAAAAUAAAGUAUUCAUCCAUUGCUGCCUGUUCAGGAAAA
Molecule: messenger RNA, 6868 nt
Organism: Gymnodraco acuticeps
Lineage: Eukaryota; Metazoa; Chordata; Actinopteri; Perciformes; Bathydraconidae
Gene: atp10a
Product: ATPase phospholipid transporting 10A
Exons: 21
Coding region: 287-4558 (1423 amino acids)
Biological process (GO): phospholipid translocation
Cellular component (GO): plasma membrane
Molecular function (GO): ATP hydrolysis activity; magnesium ion binding; ATPase-coupled intramembrane lipid carrier activity
Source: RefSeq, a predicted model, not a curated record